CACUCUAGUACCUCCCUGCCGCGCUGCGUCCCUUCCACUACUCCUGCUGCCUUGUCACCACUCUCUGAGACCGCUUCUGAAAGCUGCAGGACAACGAAGAUACCAGUCUGAUGUGGUAGAGUCUCACCCCAGAAGAACGGGUCCCUACGCGUGGCCUUUUCCUUUCCCCCUGCCAUUCGCAAUCAUGAUGAAGGAACUCGUGUCGCACAAUGCUCCCAAGCAGAUCAAGCACAUCCAAUUCGGAGUGCUGUCUCAGCAGGACAUUGUGAAUAUCUCAGAGCUAGAAUGUACCUCUCGCGAGCUCUACACGAUGGGGCAGACGGAGAGGAAACCUACUAAAGGAGGAGUGCUAGACCGGAGAUUGGGAGUACCAUCAAAAGCUGGCAAUUGCGAGACUUGUGGUCUGAAUCAGACUGAAUGUGUAGGUCACUACGGCUACGUCCGGCUGGUGCUGCCCGUCUUCCAUUGGGGAUUCUUCAAACACACAGUCGCCAUCCUCCAGGUCAUCUGCAAGACAUGUUCCUCCGUGCUACUCGACGAGUCAUCUCGGAGAAAGUACCUCAGACUGUUCCGGAGGCCGAAUCUCGAGAAUCUACAACGGACAACGACCUUCAAGGCUGUAAAUACAGCAGCUCGCAAAGUGCUGUACUGCCCCAAGUGCAAUGCACUCAAUGGAGUCGUGAAGAAGUCAGGCCCGCUCAAGAUCGUGCAUGAGAAGUUCAGGCAGAAGAAGCUCGCUGGUGAGAGGGAAGAAUUCCACAAGACCUUCUCGACUGCUGUCCAGAUGGCGGCGGGCACAGGCCCUGGAGACAUCAAACCUCACCUUCACAAAGCUCAAGAGGAUCUGAAUCCUCUCAUGGUACUGGAUCUCUUCAAGCGGAUUUCAGAUGAAGACUGCGAGCUGCUAGGUUUGAGACCAGAACAUGGGAGACCUGAAGAGUACAUCUGGCAAUACAUCUGUGUUCCGCCAGUGUGCAUUCGACCUACCGUAGAGCAAGACGGGGCCACAAAUGAAGAUGACCUCACAGUGAAACUCAGCGAGAUCAUCUUCACCAACACAGUCAUCAAAGCAGGUCUGAUGCGAUCAGGAAAAAGCUCUUCGACGACGUCACAACUGAUGGAGCAGUGGGAAUGGCUCCAGUUGACAGUAGCACUCUACAUCAAUUCAGAAAUGCCAGGUCAGCCUAUCAUGCCUGCGGCAAAGCCGCUGCGAGGCUUCUGUCAGCGACUGAAAGGAAAGCAAGGUCGUUUCCGUGGUAAUCUCUCUGGUAAGCGAGUCGACUUCUCCGGACGUACUGUCAUCUCUCCCGAUCCCAACCUGAAGGUUGAUGAAGUGGCUGUACCAGAAAGAGUAGCCAAGAUUCUGACGUAUCCCGAGAGAGUCCAUGCUAGCAACAUCGAGAGCCUCAGAGCUGCCGUACUCAAUGGUUGCGACGUGCAUCCUGGGGCCAAUUACGUCACCGACUGUGAGACAGGUAUGAAACGAUUCCUCAAAUUCGGAGGGUCCGUAGAGAUGGCAGCGCAAAAACUCAAGAUUGGUGACAUCGUCGAGCGACAUAUUCGCGAUGGCGACAUUGUGCUCUUCAAUCGACAGCCGUCGCUCCACAAGCUCUCCAUCAUGUCUCACCGCGCCAAGAUUAGGCCGUGGAGGACCUUCCGACUGAACGAGUGUGCUUGCAAUCCCUACAACGCCGAUUUCGACGGAGACGAGAUGAAUAUGCACGUACCCCAGACGGAGGAAGCUAGAACCGAAGCUACGAUCUUGAUGGGAGUGAAGCACAAUCUCGUCACUCCACGUAACGGCGAACCUCUGAUUGCUGCCAUCCAGGACUUCAUCACUGCCUCCUUCCUCAUCUCACGACGUGAUCGGUUCUACAACCGUUCUCAAUUCGCUCAAGUCUGCUCUUACUUUGCCGAUGCGAACCUGCACAUCGAUAUCCCACCACCGGCGAUCAUGAAGCCUCAGCAGCUUUGGACUGGAAAGCAGGUCUUCAGCUGCAUGAUCCGGCCCAACAAGAAUUCAAAGCACCUCGUUAAUCUCGAGGCGCAGUGCAGAACCUUUGAGAAGCCCACCAAUUCCAAGUACAUCAAAGACAUGAGUCCUAACGACGGCUAUCUAGUCAUUGUCAACUCAGAGGUGAUGUGUGGUGUAAUGGACAAGUCCACUGUGGGAGAUGGAAAGAAAAACAGUGUCUUUGGCGUUCUGCUCAGGGACUAUGGGCCAGACGCUGCCAUUCAGGCCAUGAACCGUCUUGCCAAGACAUGCGCUCGCUGGCUGGCCAAUCAAGGAUUCUCUCUUGGCAUCAACGAUGUGAUGCCUGGAGAAAGGCUUCGCAACACAAAGGAUAGCAAGGUCGAAGUUGCCUAUCGUGAAUGUCUCGACCUCAUUCAAAAGGCCAAGCUGGGCAAGCUGGACAACCUGCCCGGUUGCAACCAGGAGCAGACCCUCGAGAACAUGAUCUCCGGUGUGCUUAGUGGUGUCCGAAGUGACGUCGGAGAGAUCUGUAUGACGGAAUUGAGUCGACACAAUGCCCCGCUGAUCAUGGCAACCUGUGGAUCCAAGGGUUCUAAGAUCAAUGUUGCGCAGAUGGUCGCUUGUGUAGGACAACAGAUUAUCAGUGGAUCUCGAGUGCCAAACGGCUUCCAAGAUCGAUCUUUGCCACACUUUGCCAAGAAGUCGAAGGACCCUCCUGCCAAGGGAUUCGUGCGGAACAGUUUUUUCUCGGGUCUCACGCCCACUGAGUUCCUAUUUCACGCCAUCUCUGGCCGUGAAGGACUGGUCGAUACUGCAGUCAAGACUGCAGAGACUGGUUACAUGCAGAGGCGUUUGAUGAAGGCCCUGGAAGAUCUGUCGACGCACUACGACACUUCGGUGCGGAACUCAGUGGGCGGUGUCGUUCAAUUCACAUACGGAGAUGAUGGUCUCGACCCUGCUGAGCUAGAAGGCAACGCCCUCCCUGUCGAGUAUUACCGAUCGUGGCGACAUUCCAAGGCCGUCAACGAGUCGGUCGUCGGGCGUGGGUUGUUGCCUUACGAAGUUGCUGAGCUGGUCGAUGAGGUACUACAAAGCCACAAGUGGACGUCUGUUACCACUUCGAAGUACCGUGAGCAGGUGCGCGAGUUCUUGCAAGAACAGGUCAUCCAAAAAGCUGGAAAGAUCCGCGAAGCCUUCUCCUUAUACCCGGCUACUGAGCGAGAGGAUGAAUGGGAUGAGGAGACCGAUCUGACGAUGGGAGCGGACGCCGGUCAAAUUGCUGUGGUAGACAACAAGACGAAAGUCAAGAAGGCGGCCAUCGACACCUUCCUCGAUCUGUGCUACACAAAGUACUUGCGUGCCAAGAUUGAGCCAGGGUCCGCCGUCGGAGCCGUCGGCGCGCAGUCGAUUGGAGAGCCAGGUACCCAGAUGACACUCAAGACCUUCCACUUUGCCGGUGUCGCUUCCAUGAACGUCACACUGGGUGUGCCACGUAUCAAAGAGAUCAUCAAUGCAGCAAAGAACAUCAACACACCUAUCAUCGACGCCACUCUUGUCAACCACAAUGAGAGAGCUGCUCGUAUUGUCAAGGGCCGUAUCGAGAAGACGUAUUUGGGAGACGUCGCUGCUGUCAUCGAAGAGGCGUGGUCUUGGAACUACGUCUACCUCGGGGUACACAUUGACAUGAACGCCAUCCGCAAGCUGCAGCUGGAGGUCACUCUGGAUGAAAUCAAGUGGGCCAUAGUGCGAGCACCAAAGCUCAAGAUUCGCGAAGACAUGGUGAUGAUCGUACCUUCAAAGAAUCGUAUCCGAGUGUACAUCCAAGGCAAAGAAAAGGAGCUGUACUACAAUCUCAAGCUUCUGAAACGUCAGCUGCCUCGAGUCAUCAUCAAGGGUAUUCCCACUGCUGUUCGAGCAGUCAUCAACGAUGAGAAGGGAACUCGUAAGCUCCUUGUCGAAGGCUAUGGUCUCAAGGAGGUCAUGACAACGGACGGCAUCGUCGGUACGCGAACCCAUACCAAUCACGUCGACGAGAUGGCUCGAGUGCUGGGCAUUGAGGCUGCACGUACCUCGAUCUUCAAGGAAAUCGACUAUACCAUGUCUAGUCACGGUAUGUCGAUCGACCCUCGACACGUCAUGCUUCUGGCGGACGUGAUGACCUACAAGGGCGAGGUGCUGGGUAUCACUCGUUUCGGUGUCGCAAAGAUGAAGGACAGUGUCUUGAUGCUGGCCUCGUUCGAAAAGACGACAGACCAUCUCUUCGACGCUGCGCUGUACGGAAAGAUGGACUCUGUCGCUGGUGUCUCCGAGUCGAUCAUCAUGGGCGGCCCUUCCAGGGGCGUGGGCACUGGUAUGGUUACCCUGGUGAGCAGCAAGCCUGCUCUGCCGCAACCGAGGGCGUUGGUCUUCGACUGUUGAUCGCGGUGUCAUUUUGUCGCCUCCUUUUAUCUCUCCGGGCUUUCCCCCCUCACUUGUACUUUCUGCAUCACGUCGCUAUCCCUCUCCUACGACAAUUGACGACUUUGUACAGACG
This is a messenger RNA of Microstroma glucosiphilum, 4508 nucleotides long. RefSeq names its product beta and beta-prime subunits of DNA dependent RNA-polymerase. The transcript is spliced from 2 exons. NCBI's taxonomy places the organism in Eukaryota, Fungi, Basidiomycota, Exobasidiomycetes, Microstromatales, Microstromataceae. The coding region runs from base 185 to 4393 and encodes 1402 amino acids. Gene Ontology annotation, molecular function: DNA binding; DNA-directed RNA polymerase activity. Gene Ontology annotation, biological process: DNA-templated transcription. The record is from RefSeq and is a predicted model, not a curated record.